AACGUUCAAUAGACGAAAUAAGUGUACGCAUUCAUUUCGGGACGGACAGUCAAGUCACAAAUAACCAAAAUGAAGCGGUAUGAGCGUAGGAACGAAGAGUGUAUUCCUGGAGCAAAAAUUUAAGGCGCGUUUCCUUUCAUUUGUGGUGAUAAUAAUCGAAUUUAUUCUAAUGAAAUUUAAGCACGACUUGGAGUUCGAUUUAACACUAUUGCAACCCUGGAUUCCUAUUAACCCAUUAUAUUUUGUAUAGGUCACGUAUGUCAGCGACUAUGAGUUUUUCUGCAAAGGUGCUGUCCAACAUAAAACGUUCAAAUGAUUCAGAGGAGGAUGAUUGCGAUCAACAUGACGCUACAUUACUGAAAGUUUUGAAUUCUAUUUCUGCAACAGAAUUUGAUACGCUGGUUGAUGUAAAUCCAAGAGGUGCGGAUUUCAAGGAAGAACCCGAAUCUUGUAUUGAUCCUUUAUUUAACAAUGUGGAAAUUACUUCACAAAAUUACUACACUUACACAUAUCAAGAUGCUGACUUACUAGAAACUGAUGAAAGUGAGGGUGAUGAUAAUGAAAACAAUGCAACAAGUAAACUUUACAAAAGAAAACGAAGUCAAGAUGAGUUCAGAGGACGUAAUGGCUUUUUAUGGAAGACUGCGAGAACAAAUGGAGCUGAAAACAAAAGCUUUCAAUCUGCGCUACAAUUGCUGCAACCUAAAGGCAAAGGGCCCGCCCACACAAUGGGAAGUAUACUGGAAAUGUGGAGUUUACUUUUUGAUGAACAAAUUAUCUCUCAAAUUUUGCACUACACCAACAUAGAGAUAAAGGAAAGGAGAGCGAAAUUACCACAUCAACGAUUAAUCGAUGCGGUGGAGUUUCGCGCUUGGAUAGGGCUUAAUUAUCUGUGUGGUAUAUUUCGUAAUGCUACUCAUAAUGGUCCACUGGACGAGUUAUGGUCAUUGGAGUUAGGAAAUGCUGUAUUUCGCGCUACAAUGCCUCUGAAAAGAUUCAAAUUUAUAUACGAAUGCUUAAGCUUUGGAGAAAAUGACGUAAAUGGAAAGACAUAUAAUUCCCGGGCAAUAUUGGAUAUAUGGAACAAAUUUUUAGUAAACUGUCGUUCAUAUUAUGCACCAAGUGGUAAUUGUUCCGUUGACGAAGUGCUGAUUAAUUUGACAAAUUCAAGUGAAGAUUCACAACUGUUAACUUUAUGCGAUGCAAAGACGCUUUAUAUGUGCAAUGCGAUUCUGCACCCCAAAGGGGGUUAUACAGAACGUGACGUGGUACGACUGGUAUCCGACAUAAAAGGAAGCAAACGAAAUAUUGUACUUUCGCCAAAAUUUAUUAGCAUAGAACUAACGAAUAAAAUGAUGGAAAUGGACAUGUCUGUAGUUGGCAUGUUGCCAAAUAAUGCUUUGGAGCUGCCAGCAGAUCAUGCGUCGAACAGUACUUGGCGAAGAUUAUACUCGGAUCAUUGCACAUUAAUAUCAAGUGAAACUUGUCCGGGAUUUUUUUUGGCCAGCGGUAUUCCGAAAACAAUAAACGUAGAACGUUUAUACAACUUAAGCUGUAAUGCAUGCAAUACUUACAACAAAGCAUGUUGUACGUACUCAACGCGACAUACAAUACCACACAAUGGCGUUCUUUUCUCGGCUAAUUUCUUUCAGAACAUGCUUGAUUAUGCCGCUUUGAAUUCAUGGAUACUUUUUGUGCUUUCUUCGAAUGGCGAUAAAAGCAUAAAACAAAGAAACUUCCAACGCCAUCUUGGUCUAUAUCUCACACAGCAACAACUUAAACGGCAACUUAAUUCGAAUCGUUUAACAUUGUCACAAAAAGUACAAAUCUCCGAAAUUCUGGGUGAGCCAACCGAGCAACUAUUCGCCAGUGCCACAAACGAAAUACAUGGAGAAACUAACUUUAUCUUUUUACAAACAGAUAAAAUGAAAAUACCUGAAGGUAUCAAGUUAUUUCCAAAAAACUUACAAAGUCGUUUAUGUUGCCGAAAGUGUCCCAGUAAAAAUUCGCGAAAAACAAAAACGCGGUGCCAACAGUGCCUACGACCGCUUUGCCAAAAACAUUUUAUACUGCGUUGCCGCGAUUGUACAGGUGUCCCGGAGACGGAUGCAACCGCAGAGGCAGACAAAUCAGAGACACUUAUCAGUGAAAGUGAUAAUGAGGACGACCGGAAUAAUAACGACCCUUAGUAUAGUAAUUGCAGUAUUAUUUUCGAUAAAUACGUUUGAACUUCUUGAUGUGGAUAAGUAAAAAUUAAUUCUAUGGAAAUGAAAAUUGGGCGUAAUACAAUAGACCUGGUCAAUGCGGUUUAUAUUAUAAUUUUUUUUUUUUUUUUUGGAAUUUCACGUUAUCAAAAUCAUUAAAUUAAAAAUUCGAAUUACUUUCUACAAGCGGUAACUUUUGGAAGUUUUG
This is a messenger RNA of Bactrocera latifrons, 2412 nucleotides long. RefSeq lists its product as uncharacterized. The coding region runs from base 258 to 2189 and encodes 643 amino acids. NCBI's taxonomy places the organism in Eukaryota, Metazoa, Arthropoda, Insecta, Diptera, Tephritidae. The record is from RefSeq and is a predicted model, not a curated record. The transcript is spliced from 3 exons.